Molecule: messenger RNA, 2151 nt
Organism: Babesia bigemina
Lineage: Eukaryota; Apicomplexa; Aconoidasida; Piroplasmida; Babesiidae
Exons: 1
Coding region: 1-2151 (716 amino acids)
Source: RefSeq, a predicted model, not a curated record
AUGGUGAGUUUCUAUGAGCUGUGGUCGCGUGGCAUCGACCUAUGGGUGACGGCGGUGCUUAAGGACCUGAGACGACACCGCAAGAAGGCUCUCCUUCGACUGCUUAUAACGCUCGCGCGUCGUAAGGGGUUCGAGGCGAUUGCCAAGGCGAUAAUACACUGCCGUGGCGACCGCCUAGAUCCGUUGAUGGCCUUGUUUAUGCGACUAUGCGAACUGUCUCGUUUCGAAGAUGCGACGCCUAGUGACAGCAAGAGCCCACAAAGUGUUCCCAAGCAGCACGGACAGCACGCCAGCGGUCAGCGUGCCACGGGCAAAUCGCAGGUGGCGCUGUCUGCCACCAGCACCUUGAGUCGUUGCAUCCUAGCUGCCGUCACGCCCCUGCUGUUGCACGUUUUCGCAACCCGAAGCAAGGUCCCCCUGAAGUCGCAAGGGCUGUGCCACUGCUACUCGGCCAUAAUGGCGGACGUCAUGCAGUUCCUGGAUAACACGGGCAAGACCGUUUCCUCUCGCGCCCUCCGCUGCACGAAAAGUGCCACCCGCUCUCGCACGACCCGCGCGUUUAGGCGAACGGUGUCCGCUGUUGGCAUAUGCGCAAGUGACAAGUUGGACCGGACUCUGUUGCGCAGCCGCGCCUUGUGGUCGUGGUUACGCCAGGCGGACCCGUCGGAAAGCGCAUCGGCGACUGAGAUCGUGAUGCGAGUGAAGGCAUCGUCCGCCGGAAAUGGGCAUCUGGUGGACAACAUUUCGGGGCUGCAGGCUGUGUUAGUAUCGAUAGCGAAUGGUUGCAACCCCGAGUCGUCAGCGGCCGUCCCGUCGUCGUUGUACCAGCUGCUUGAGCAGUGUCCAAGCAGCCACGGGGUAAUAAAAACUCGCAUUGAGAACGCGAUAGUCUACCUGCAGCGCAUUCGCAGUCUGGAUCUCGAUUUCAAAUACUCGCGGAACCAGAUGCUCCGCGAUGCGGCCAAAUCGUGCGCAGCACUGCGUCAGGGUUGGGACCGCCGCAGCGACAAGCCCGUACGGGAGCCUACCGCGUGGAGCACCAUUAGGGACAAUGUGGCCCUUCAGUCAGCUAUGUGGCGCAACCGGUGCUUAAUCGCAACUUCCUCGCAGGGUUCUACCGCAGUGAAAACGAGCCCGCGGUGUCCACCUCUGGACGACUCGCAGGUGUCAACCGUUUUGGGAUGCUGUCUGCUCUUCUGCGGUGAUUAUUUGAGUGGAUUCUCGAAGAUAUGCAGCGCAGUUAAUCAUGCUGGAUUUGGCAUUCGUGUGCCGGCGCACGACCGGUUGAUAUACCUGGCGGCUGGUGCUAUGGCCUGCAGCUGCCCACCGGGUGAGGAUACUGGCGAUCUCCCCAUCCUUAAAUUACGGCCGCCUCAUAUGGUAUAUUACACGUUUCUGAGAUUAGUCGGGGCCGUGUCUGGAACUAGGCUUACCGCCGUAGAACCCAGGUUGCUGCGGCCAUCUUCACAGCUGGCCGUGCAAUGGAUUGUGGACGAUGUGUUGUCUUCCGUCGCUGAGCACGGUACCACCGGUGCAGAAGGGCGCGCCGAUGAAGUUUCGAAGGAUAAUCGCAGCAACGAAGUUGCUAAAUUGGAAGCGGAUAGGGCGCAUCGUGAGGCCCGUAAGGGCCCUGAGGCCCACGCGGACGCAAUUCCGAAGAGGUCCGCCGUGAAGAGUUUUAAUGGUCUGCUGGCCAAUAGAAACGCCAUAGUGGCGUCGUUGUCCGAGUCGGUAGGCAGGCGGAUAUACCUGUCUGAGGACGCUGCACUGUGCAUUAUGAGAGCGCACGCUAAGAUUUUUAAAGUGCAAUUCGACCACCUCAGGGAGGCUUUUACACAAAUGCACGAGACGUUCACGGCUACUUUUAACCGUUUAAAUGAGGAAAGGGGAGGCAAAGGGGGCCGCGAAUCAUUUGCGCGAUACGUGGAUGAUAUUCGCGCUGCAAAGGUGUCAGUUGAGGACGACAGUAACAGAUCAUUCACUCGUCUAAUGGCACCUUACGCGCUAUUUGCGUACGCGAGGCUGGUAUUUUCGCAACUCUCCCUGCGUGCAUCCAACGAGGUCUUCCCUCGAGCCUUCUGGCUGUCAAAUCGCCACAUGGCCCUGCUGGGACACCGACUGCGAGGCGGUUUGCGCGACGCUUACCUGUAG